GGGGAGUUUGACAGGUGUGCUCAGAAAUACUCUCGCGCUUGCUGCUAUUCUUUCUUCUCACUCUGUCACUGCCACGUGUCCAAGUGAUGUGGGAGAAGAGUGUCUGCAAGGGCAUACAUUUCUGUAGGUUGUUCACCGAGACAGCUGAAACAACAUGACCUGGACUAGUGGCUUGACCUCAGCCUGGGCCUUCUGGACUGGACGAGGAAAUGCAGACAGCAAUGUGAGGACUAUAGUAUCCAACCUGCUUUAUGAGGACCAAAAGCCAAAAGAUCGUCCCAACAGGAACUAUGCGAGAAAUGGCAUCAAGACCACGAAAUACAGCAUCUGGUCCUUCAUCCCGAUGAACUUGCUGGAACAGUUCCGCCGGGUUGCCAAUAUUUAUUUUGUGGGUUUAGUGGCACUAAACUUCGUCCCAGCUGUGAAUGCUUUCCAGCCACAGGUGGCCCUGAUUCCCAUUUGUGUCAUUUUGGCUUUGACUGCCAUCAAGGAUGCUUGGGAGGAUAUCAGACGCUACCAGAGUGAUCGUCAGCUCAACGGCAUGCCCUGCCUCGUCUAUAGCAGGAGCCAGCGAGGCUUUGUGGAGAAAAGAUGGAAGGAUGUACGGGUGGGGGAUUUUGUCCAAGUGCUCUCCAAUGAGAUCAUCCCAGCAGACAUCUUGCUCCUGGACACGUCCAACCCUAAUGGAGUGUGCUACAUGGAGACAGCCAACCUGGAUGGCGAGACCAACCUCAAACAAAGGAAAGUGGUGCCUGGUUUCUCCACACAGAAUACUCCAUUUGACCCGCUAAACUUCAAGUGCACUGUGGUUUGCGAGAAGCCCAACAACAAACUGAACAAUUUCAAUGGCUUUCUAGAAAAAGACAAGCAGAAGACAGGCCUUAACAUUGAGAGCCUAUUACUCCGUGGAUGCACUGUCAGAAAUACAGCUCAUGCCUCCGGGAUAGUGGUGUAUGCAGGCCAUGAGUCCAAGUCCAUGCUAAACAACAACAGGCCAAGGUACAAACGUAGCAAGCUGGAGAGAAAGAUGAACACGGACGUGCUCCUGUGCGUGCUUCUGCUCUUCUGCAUGUGUCUCAUAGGAGCCAUUGGUCAUAUCCAUUGGUUGGAGUCUUUCCGUAAUAUCCCGAUCUACUUUAUCCCAGAAAGUGAUGGGAGUUUUAUCAAUCCAUUGCAGGCAGGGCUCUACAUGUUCUUCACCAUGAUUAUCCUACUGCAGGUGAUGAUCCCAAUUUCACUCUACCUGUCCAUCGAGCUGGUGAAGAUUGGCCAGGUGUUCUUCAUCACUCAAGACUUGGACCUGUAUGAUGAGGAGAAGGACUCUCGGGUCCAGUGUCGUGCUCUUAAUAUCACAGAGGACCUGGGGCAGAUCCAAUACGUCUUCUCAGACAAGACCGGGACUCUGACUGAGAACAAAAUGGUGUUCCGCCGCUGCACUAUAAUGGGAACUGAAUACCCUCAUGAGAAUAAUGCAACACGAUUGGCCAUUCUGGCAGGGGUGACAGAACAAGGUGAUGAGGUUAUUUACCAACAGUACAGACAGCCUUCUCUAUUUUCUCUGGAGGAAAUUCAGGAAGACCCAUCAGGAGGCAGAAUGAACUCUAACACGUUUGCCAGGAACAGCUUUCAAAGGCCAAGGGUCAGAGCAGGAACCACUGGAAGCCUUGCUUUCAGCAGCCCACUGGAAACUGAGGUGCUUCCAGACCAGACACUGCUCCAACUAGUAGAAGAUGCUGAGUGUGGGAGGAAAAAUGCACACUACCUGGAGUUCUUCCUGGCUUUAGCCAUCUGCAACACUGUAGUAGUUUCAACAAAAGCAGCCCAGAGACAAAGGGCCAAACGGCAACGUUUCUCUUCCCACUCCAGCAGUUCACUCGAGUGUAUGGAGAGCCUGUUGAGUCAAAUUGCAUCUCUUGGGAAGCGGGUCAUAGGCAAGAGAAGCACUUUCUCUGAGCCUUUACCCACUGACCCCAUGGAUUCUCCUGUCCAUGAUGUCCCCAGUUUUUAUGGUUCUAUGGAGAGCCGUAAUGAAGGCAGGAACAGUUGGGGGCGGGCCCGGGCAGGAAGCAAUCUAUCUGUGAUUGAGGAUGUUUGUUAUGAGGCCCAGAGUCCAGACGAAGCAGCGCUAGUGCAUGCAGCCAAGGCUUACGGUUUCACCUUAAAGGAGCGGACACCUGAUCAUGUAACUGUCCAGCUGCCUCAAGGAACGCUGCUGAAGUUUGACGUGCUAGAUGUCUUGGCCUUUGAUUCAACCCGGAGGAGGAUGUCCAUAAUUGUGCGUCAUCCUGAAACCAAAGAGAUUAUAUUGUAUACUAAGGGUGCAGACUCUGGCAUUAUGGAGCGACUGCAGAAUUCCUUUGAAGACAAAUCACACCUGAAAAGUGAGAAUAGAAAUAUUGUGUACAAAACUCAGAAAGACCUUGACAUGUAUGCAGCGGAUGGUUUACGGACCUUGUGUUUCGCAAGAAAGGUUGUAAGUGAACAGGCCUAUAAGAACUGGUUAGUUAGGAGACAAGACGCUAUGUCAGCCAUAGAGAAGAAAGAAGAGCUACUCAGGGACACUGCAGCAUACAUGGAAAACAACUUCACACUGCUGGGGGCCACUGGAAUUGAGGACCGCCUUCAAGAAAAUGUUCCAGAAACCAUCCAGGCCUUGAGAGAGGCAGGAACCAAAGUAUGGGUGCUGACUGGGGACAAACUUGAGACAGCUGUCAACAUUGCCUACUCCUGCAAGCUGCUGGACCAGAAUGACCUGGUGUUCACUUUUAAAAUGGCGAACAAGGACAUCUGUAAGAACAUGCUGAAUGGAGCUCUGAAUGAGAUGCAGCAGUUUAUGGAUGAGAUGCCCAGAAUUGGGUUGGUGAUUGACGGUCAUACCCUGGGCCUGCUCCUGGACAAUGAUCUUCAGGAUCAGUUCCUGCAGUUAUGCCAACACAGCCGUGCUGUGCUGUGCUGCAGAGCCACACCGCUGCAGAAGAGCAAAGUCGUCACACUGCUACGUGACAGGCUCAAGGUCAUGACUCUUGCUAUAGGUGAUGGUGCCAAUGAUGUGAACAUGAUUCAAGCAGCAGAUGUCGGUGUGGGACUAUCCGGCCAGGAAGGCAUGCAGGCUGUCAUGGCCAGUGACUUUGCAAUAUCUCGCUUCAAACACCUGAAGAAGCUUCUUCUGGUUCAUGGUCACUCCUGUUACACCCGGCUGGCAAACAUGAUCAUCUAUUUCUUCUACAAGAAUGUGGCUUAUGUCAACCUCCUGUUCUGGUACCAGUUCUACUGCGGCUUCUCUGGCACGGCCAUGAUUGACUACUGGUUCAUGAUUUUCUUCAACCUCUUCUUCACAUCCACUCCACCCAUCAUGUUCGGCAUCAUGGACCAGGAGGUUUCUGCCCACAUGCUCCUCCAACUGCCUGAACUCUAUAAAAGGGGCCAGCGUUCUGGGGGAUACUCUCGUACAACCUUUUGGAUAGCUAUUCUCGAUGCCUUUUAUCAGAGUCUUGUUUGCUUCUUUGUACCAUACUGGACAUACCAAGGCUCUGAUAUUGGCAUCUUCUCUUUGGGAACGCCCAUGAACACUGUGUCUUUGUUUACCAUCAUUCUUCAUCUGGCAAUUGAGAUCAAGAGCUGGACAUGGGUGCAUUGGGUGAUCAUGGUGGGCAGUGUCUUGGUGUUCUUCAUCGUGACUCUGGCUUUCAGCACCAUCUGCAUCACCUGCAACCCCCCCUCAAAUCCAUACUGGGUCAUGCAGAAGCAAAUGAAUGACCCUGUUUUCUACCUGGUCUGCAUUUUAACCACAAUUGUAGCACUGCUGCCAAGGUUCACAGUACAUGCCCUAAGGGGAACACUCGUGCCUUGUGACCACCUCAAGGCAAGGCAGAUAGACAAGCUGCCUCCAGACCAUCGGGACACGUGGCUCAGAGAAUGGAGGAGCCUCAAAGCCCUGUGUACCUCCUACCCUAGCCUGUCCGCUACACGUAGACGUUCAGCCGCAGCUACAGUCCAAGAUGCAGAUUAAUGCUUCAGAGCUCUCAAUAAUAAUAAUGUAAUAUACAAGAGACCGAGCCAGAAGGACUGGCUUAUUUUUCUGACUUCCUAAGACAUAGAACAUUUGAUGACAAAUAUAUACUUUGCCAAUCCUGAACUUUUGCCCAAGGCCAAGUGUGCAAGGGCAACCUUUCAAAGACAUAAGUGAAGAACUCAUGUUGAUGGGGGGGGGGACACUUUAAUGCAGUGUUAAUGACAUUUUGAAUUGGCCUCAGUCAAGGAAAUAACCUGAACAGCUUGGACCUAUGUUUGUUUAGUUUCUGAAUCUGCUUCCUCCAGAGUCUUCUCCACUAACAAGUCUCAUGGAUUAAAGGUGGAGUUUGACUCCAAGAACAUCCCUGAGGUUCUCUCAAGGUCUUGGAGAAGUUCAGACAAUUGUGCAGCACAUUCCAUGCUGGCUGAUCAAUACACCACCCACAUUUUCUCAACAAACACCUCGAAAUUAGCUGCUUUUCUGGACUUGGUGAUUUGAAGUGGCAUUGGUUUCCCUGUGAGAAACCUACUUUCACUGUGAGAAAUCUCAUUUGUAUUCAGAGGUGCUUCGAGCUGCUCAUGAAAUAAUUGAGGAUUGCAGAUGUUACAUAAUAUCUUGGUAUUUUCAGUUCAUGAAUCCGUGUUGACAGCAUGCUGGGCUUGAUGGUGAAAGACAGAGACACAAGUAUUGCAGCAUGAUUUACAAGCAUCUCUGACUUUUGUUAUACUACUUGAUUCUUAAUUAUUUAACAUUAUAUUCGACUAGAUGGUGUGUGUGUGUGUGUGUGUGUGCAGGAGUACAAAACCACUUAAUUGUAUCUCUGACGUGUCUCUGAUGUUCCUCUUUCUUCAAGGAGACAGUGAUGAUCCCACAAAAAUGACCACAUAGUGAGAUAAAGCUGAGUAAAUCUCAGUCCUCUCUUCCACCUCUCACUUAAGUGCCCUCUGUAGCUGAAGCUUGCAAUAAAAUGGGUCUAGGAGUGAUUCGAUUUGGAGAGUUCAUUGCAUUUUUAUGUAAUGAUGUCAGAGCCUGGAUAAGUGGGCCAUUUUUGCCAUCUUGUGUUGGAUUGUUGAACUGCAAAUUGUUUGUAUACUAGAGAGACAGAAGGAAGAGAACAAGAUGGAUGAUGUUUCAACGUCAAACAUACAGCUUGGCGUUAAUAUAUCACAAUGUUUGUUAACUUUGAUCAGCUUAUUAAACCAGUAACAUCAAUAAACAUGGUUAAGCUCA
Neoarius graeffei (lesser salmon catfish) is the source of this 5242-nucleotide messenger RNA. It is a transcript of the gene atp10b, whose product is annotated as ATPase phospholipid transporting 10B. The transcript is spliced from 21 exons. Bases 155 to 4009 code for a protein of 1284 amino acids. Gene Ontology annotation, molecular function: ATP hydrolysis activity; ATP binding; magnesium ion binding. Gene Ontology annotation, cellular component: plasma membrane. Gene Ontology annotation, biological process: phospholipid translocation. The record is from RefSeq and is a predicted model, not a curated record. Lineage: Eukaryota; Metazoa; Chordata; Actinopteri; Siluriformes; Ariidae.